Trichoplusia ni (cabbage looper) is the source of this 1246-nucleotide messenger RNA. Its product is annotated as methylosome protein 50-like. The transcript is spliced from 6 exons. The record is from RefSeq and is a predicted model, not a curated record. The coding region runs from base 161 to 1171 and encodes 336 amino acids. Gene Ontology annotation, molecular function: protein binding. NCBI's taxonomy places the organism in Eukaryota, Metazoa, Arthropoda, Insecta, Lepidoptera, Noctuidae. Gene Ontology annotation, cellular component: methylosome. Gene Ontology annotation, biological process: oocyte axis specification.
GAUGUCAAUUGUUACCAAGAUUGUUACAAUUCAGUUUUGUUGUUACAUUGACUUUUAGGUUAUGUAAACAUGGUACUUGUUUUGUGAUUUUAAAUGUAGGUAUGGUUUAGUUAGUUCGUAUAAGAAACAAAUAAUUCGUACAAAGCCUUAAACUCUCAUAAUGGAUAAUAGUAAUAAAAUCGUCCCACCUCACCUCAACGCGGAGAUAUACAGGACCGACACUACCGGUACCUCUACCCAAUCCUACUUAGAAUACAUCAAAAUUCACUCGGAUGGGAGUGUGUUAGUGGGAUCAUCAGAGCUGACUGGCAGAUAUUGGAAUGGUGGAGCAAGUGUCUACAAAAGCAUUGGAGAAGCUCAAAAAGUACCAUUAGAUGAGAAAGCAGGUAUCCCCUUGGCAAGUGGAACUGUCGAUGGAUGCUUCAUUGGAAGUUCUACGAAGGUAUUAUUAUGUGAAGAUAGUGGAGCAGUGAGUGUGUGGGCCAACAACAGUGAGCAGCAGAGCGCCUGGAAUCUGUGGAAAGAGGAGGUCUCAGUGUCGGAGCAUGAUAAUGCAGCACUGGCUGUUGACUGCCUGGACCCCGGGCAGCUGUAUGUGACCGCUGGUGCUGAUGGCAAUGUUAAGGUAUGGGAUAUAAAUGACUUGAUUUGCCUGAGGAACUACAGGGCAGCCCACAGUUUAAUAAUAUAUGCUGUGGCAGUGAGACCAAAGUCUAAGACAAGUUUUGCAACAGGCUCCAUGGAUCAAUAUGUCACAUUGUGGGAUGAAAACACAGAUACCUCUGUACUUGAUUUACUACAAAAUGAUUGUUGUAUUCGUUGUCUGGCUUGGCUCGACGAAAAUCGUCUAUUAAUAGGCGAUGAAGCGGGUAUCUUACACUUGUCAGACAUAAGAAAUCCCAAUGAAGUGCUCAAAGUAACGCAAUUCCCCGCCGCCGUGCACAAAUUGGUUGUCCAUCCCGAAUGCGAUAAAGUGGCAGUUUGCUGUGAUAACAAAAUAGUGUCGGUUUGUGACGUCACAGAGGACACAGAACCGAAGGUUAUAUAUCAUGACAGGCACAUGCACAAUAACUACGUGCGAGGCGCGGCCUGGGACAGAGAGGACAAGAAAACGCUACACACUGUUGGCUGGAACGGGGAAAUUAAAGCUCACUCUCUUACAUGGGAUUAAUAUUCUAAUGUUAUUAAAACCUCUUUAUUGUUUAACUUGUUUCUAAUUACACGAUUGUCUAAGACAAGAAGCCUA